AUGCCAACUUCCAAUAUUCCAAGAUCUAGGUAUCGAAGAACUGUACCAUUAUGGGAACGUAUUAAAAGUUGGCCAGGUGACAAACUUACUGAAAUUCAAGAAAAUUGGGCACUAAAAGAUUGGGAUGCCAUUGAACAUUCCCUUAGUUGGCCAGUUUCGAUAUGCUUAAAUGGAAUGUCAGUAUUUCUUAGACUUGGUUCAGGGUUUGAUGAUACUACCAAAUAUGAUCCCAGUUUUCAACCUACACGUUCUUCAUUGUUCUUUAAAUUACAAUAUUUCGAAUACUCUUUACUCUUAAUAAGUAUUAUAAAUGCGAUGUAUGUAUAUAUGAGCGCAAAAAAAUAUCAUAUGUUUGAACACGAUAUUAAAAACCGACCAAACAGUUCUAAUGUACAUUUACAAGAAUUAGGCGGAAUUCCUCCUCCCUGGGCGACUGGAUUCUUAGGAAAUAUGAUAUAUUCAUUUUAUCGUAAAUUUUUCUCAAUUUCAUACCCGCAAGAUGAACGUCAAUAUGUUUGGGUAUUAACAAUGUGGAAACCUCCAGUUUUUUUUCUAGAUGUUUUUUGUUAUUACUCUCCAGCACAAGUUUUAGUGAUCCAUUAUCUUAAUCUCUCAAUUUUAGUUAGAUCAUUUCAAUCAUUAAUUAAAGAUAAACAGGCAAUUUUUGGUGAAGUUUAUAAUGAAUAUAAUAUGAAAUUAGUUCAUCCACAUUUAUUCGUUCGUAGAUAUGAAGUUUCUACUCAAACCGAUCCUGUUUCUAAUUGGGAGUUAAAAAAAAAUUAUUGA
Messenger RNA from Diversispora eburnea, 786 nucleotides. Lineage: Eukaryota; Fungi; Glomeromycota; Glomeromycetes; Diversisporales; Diversisporaceae. The record is from the annotation of a GenBank genome assembly.